[Torrubiella] hemipterigena is the source of this 1241-nucleotide messenger RNA. NCBI's taxonomy places the organism in Eukaryota, Fungi, Ascomycota, Sordariomycetes, Hypocreales, Clavicipitaceae. The record is from the annotation of a GenBank genome assembly.
AUGAGCGCUUCUACAUUAACCCUCGAGCAGCUUGAACUGGGCAUCUUGCCCGCGCUUGGCCGUGAGCUCUGGUCGUGGCCAGAGUGCGUUUGCACCAUUGGUCGGAGCUGCAACCAAGAUGAGUGCACCGCUCGUGUUAAGCGACUAACACGAUAUUUCCAAUUCUACAAAGGAAUCGUCCAAGUAUACAUUGGCGAGUCGUUCCCCUCGACGAGAGUGUUCCAAACCCACGGAGGCCUUUUCGCUGCGAUCCAGAUGCUGAAACAUUGCCCAUACAUGACAAGAAGUGAAUUUGCGAGGGCCAUCACGCGACACAAUACAUCCGAAAAGGCACUUUCAGAUGCAAUAGCUCUUGUAGUGCAAACUCUGACCAUGGUCGAUUGCUCCCCUGUCUAUUACUCCUCCGAUGUGCUGGAACAGGGCAACGCCUCCUGGACCCCGUGGAAAGACGAAGUGCGAUUCAACGAAUAUAUUUCAGAUCUAUUCCCUAAGAAACCCCAUUCUAUUCUCAGUGUUCCUAAUAGCGAUUUGUACAAUGGCUUUACAAAUGCACUACGUGCAAGGAAGCUUCAGAAACACCUAGGUAUCGCCAUGCGGCCGACCCGCGAUCUUCGCAACCACCUUCGCUUUGACAGGAAGAAUCGAGUUCUUUAUAUAUUCCACCAUGCGGCAUUUCUAAAGGAACAACUAAAACUUAUAAAAGAGAAUUUUUCAGAACCUGUAGCCGUGGCGCUACCGCCUCGCCGGCUCCUUCUUGAAACGCUCACUUCGCUGCAAGAAAUUCUAUUCCCCCUAUCAGACCCCCGAUCCCGUGCCCUCCUUGAUACUCUGGUCACGACAAACUCCUUUGAUCCUGACAUUUCGGUUUAUGUCUACGACUCCAUCCGCGUCGAGUUCGAAGAUAGCCAGGUUAUGUCCUAUGUCUAUCUGACUGAUCGCCUGGCAGAUCUUUAUGCUGAGUUGCAGAACCCGAGCCCGAGCGGUUGGCUGGAGCGUGCCUUGGAACGAAAGAGUAGCGGGCGGUACGUUAUGAUGGCCACGCUUGGAGGAGUCGUUUUCGCCGUAGUGCUAGGACUCCUUUCGUUAAUAGUCAGUAUAUAUCAGACCUGGCUUACUUAUCAAGCCUGGAAACACCCGGCGACUCCUUGAUCGAGUAAUAUUAUAUAACACAAGGAUAGUAAAUAGAUGUAUCUUCCAUUCAUAAUCCAAGGUAUUUAGACAAGCAGAGGACUUAAACGCCG